Messenger RNA from Elaeis guineensis (African oil palm), 2436 nucleotides. Lineage: Eukaryota; Viridiplantae; Streptophyta; Magnoliopsida; Arecales; Arecaceae. The record is from RefSeq and is a predicted model, not a curated record.
CCAUACGAAACCAAUCAAGGGAUCCGUCAACGGUGACCCGUUAAAGAUACUGCGCACUGCUCGCCUCUGAAAAGCGUCUCCUUCCAAGAACGCGAGGCAGAGGGAGACCGAGAGAGGGGCGGAAUGGCGGUGGGGAAAUCGGAUGUGGAGAUCUUUAAGCCCCGCAACGACAAGCGGGAGUACCGGAGGAUCGUCCUCCCCAAUUCUCUGGAGGUCCUCCUCAUCAGCGAUCCCGACACCGAUAAGGCUGCUGCUUCCAUGGAUGUUUCCGUUGGUUAUUUCUGCGAUCCCGAUGGACUCGAAGGCCUGGCUCACUUUCUUGAGCAUAUGCUGUUUUAUGCUAGUGAGAAAUAUCCCAUGGAAGAUAGUUACUCAAAGUACAUUACGGAGCUUCAAAAACAUCUAUGUUCAAAGGAUCAUCCAUAUCAUAAAUUCAGUACAGGAAAUUGGGAGACAUUGGAGGUUAAACCAAAAUCCAAAGGCUUAGACACAAGGCUUGAGCUAAUUAAAUUUUACGAAGAGAAUUAUUCGGCAAACCUUAUGCACCUUGUUGUAUAUGCAAGAGAGAGUCUCAAUGAUAUUCAAAAACUGGUUGAAAGGGAGUUCUGUGAUAUUCGAAACACUGAACGGGACUACUUCCAUUUUCUUGGUCAGCCUUGCUCGUUAGAACAUCUUCAGAUUCUUGUUAAAGCAGUCCCAAUAAGGGAAGGUCACGCAUUGAAAUUUACAUGGCCAAUCACUCCUAGCAUACGCUAUUACAAAGAAGGUCCUUGCCGGUACCUUAGUCACCUUAUCGGGCAUGAAGGCGAGGGUUCUCUCUUUUACAUUUUGAAGCAGUUAGGAUGGGCUAUAAGUCUGGAAGCUGGGGAAGGGGAUUGGAGUCUUGAGUUUUCCUUUUUCUAUGUGUCUAUUGAGCUCACUGAUGCAGGUCAUGAGCAUAUAGAAGAUAUUGUUGGAUUAUUGUUCAAAUAUAUUCUCCUCUUACAGAAUUCUGGAAUCAUGAAAUGGAUUUUUGAUGAGCUUGUGGCAAUUUGUGAGACGGGGUUCCAUUAUCGAGACAAAAUCCCUCCUAUUCACUAUGUCGUUAAUAUUGCUUCAAACAUGCAGAUAUUUCCACCAGAAGAUUGGCUAGUUGCAUCAUCAUUGCCAUCGAAAUUUGUUCCAAGUACAAUUCAGAAGGUUUUGGAUGAGCUGAGCUCAAAAAAUGUCAGAAUAUUCUGGGAGUCUAAAAAAUUUGAAGGAUGUACGGACUCAGUUGAACCAUGGUAUGGAACCCCAUAUUCUAUUGAAAAAGUCACUGCCUCCACAAUCCAGCAAUGGAUAGAAAAUGCUCCUGAUAAGAAUCUACAUCUUCCAAAGCCUAAUAUAUUCAUUCCAACUGAUUUGUCACUUAAACAUAUCCAGGAGAAGGUUAAAUUUCCAUGUCUCUUAAGAAAAUCGUCAUUUUCAAGAUUGUGGUACAAACCUGAUACUAUGUUCUUCACUCCUAAAGCUUACAUCAGAAUAGAUUUCAACUGCCCCCAGUCAAAUUACUCACCUGAAGCAGAGACUCUCACUGAUAUCUUCACAAGGUUAUUAAUGGAUUAUUUGAAUGAAUUUGGUUCAUCAAGAUGAUAUUAAGUUAAAUGUUAAACUUCAGCUAUUUGCUCUGAUUGCGAAGCAACCAGCUUUCCAUCAGCUUCGGUCUGUUGAGCAACUUGGUUACAUAACUGCGCUUUUGCGAAGGAAUGAUUCUGGAGUGUGGGGUUUGCAGUUCAUCAUCCAAUCCACAGCACAGGAUCCAGCAAAGCUUGAUACAAGAGUAGAUGCUUUUCUUCAGAUGUUUGAAAGUAAACUUCAUGAAAUGACAGAUGAAGAAUAUAAGGGCAAUGUGAAUGCACUAAUUGGUGUGAAACUAGAGAAACACAAAAACCUCAGGGAGGAAUCUGCAUUCUAUUUGAGAGAAAUUUCUGAUGGAACUCUGACGUUUGACAGGAGAGAAUUGGAGGUUGCAGCACUGAGAGAUCUCAAGAAAGAGGAACUGGUGGAUUUCUUCAAUAACUAUGUCAAAGUUGAUGUACCACAUAAAAAGACUCUCAGCGUGCAUGUCUAUGGCUGCCUUCAUUCUGCCGAGUACAAACAAGCGAUCCAAGAAGCAGAUCCACCCAAAGUAUGUCAAAUUAAUAAUAUCUUCAGCUUCAGAAGGUCAAGGCCUCUAUAUGGUUCUUUCAAAGGGGGCCUUGGCCAGAUGAAGCUAUGAACUCCUCGACGUACAGCAUUUCUUCAUUUCUUUUCACUCUGUGAUUGUCUUACAUUGCUUUAAAUUGUUAUAAAAUGAAUAUUAUGACAUUUGAGCUGUUCUUUGAAUUCCUUUGAAGGAACCUGAGCAUAGCAUUUGAACUUGUCGACUAUUAUCUAAUAUAAUUAUCUGGAAAUUGUUGCAAUCCCGUUAUGAUA